AUGGGAGACUUGCCUUCUAGUAGAUUUGGUGUUGGAAAAGCAUUUCUUAACGUUGGACUUGAUUUUAGUGGACCAUUCUUUAUAAAACCUAACCUGACAUGCAGCACAGUAAGAAUUAAAUCGUACAUUGCUCUUUUUAUUUGCUUUGCCACAAAAGCAAUUCAUCACAAGGUUGUUUCAGACUUAUCAACAGAUGCUUUUCUAGCGGCUUUAAGACGGUUUAUCUCUAGACGUGGAAGGCCGGUAAAUCUCUAUUCUGAUAACACAACGAAUUUUCGAGGAGCAGCAACCUACAUAAGAGACCAAUCAGUGCUUCUCAAUUCUGCUAAAAUUCAAAAUUUUGCAGCUCAAGAAUCUAUUGUAUGGUAUUUUAUCCCACCUUCAGAUCCACAUCUUGGAGGACUGUGGGAGGCUGGAAUCAAAUCUGCAACAUUUACUGCAAGUUAG
Messenger RNA from Stegodyphus dumicola, 447 nucleotides. RefSeq lists its product as uncharacterized. The record is from RefSeq and is a predicted model, not a curated record. NCBI's taxonomy places the organism in Eukaryota, Metazoa, Arthropoda, Arachnida, Araneae, Eresidae.